Rasamsonia emersonii CBS 393.64 is the source of this 855-nucleotide messenger RNA. RefSeq lists its product as uncharacterized. The transcript is spliced from 2 exons. The record is from RefSeq and is a predicted model, not a curated record. Bases 1 to 855 code for a protein of 284 amino acids. Lineage: Eukaryota; Fungi; Ascomycota; Eurotiomycetes; Eurotiales; Trichocomaceae.
AUGUCUUCGGCCGCGACUCUUACAAGUUCUGUCGUUACCUCAAGUCAUCAUCCGUUUGAACGCCCAGUCUCAACCGGCUACGUGGGCCAGUCGGACUAUCGGGUUCACAAGCAUCAUCGCAAAGUCUCGUCGACUGGCGGGGGCAGAGCGUGGACAGAGGAAGAGGCAAGUGGUCCCUUUGAUGAAGGGGAUUCCCUCGAAAAUCUGCAUGGCACACAGCUAUCUCCUGUGACUUCCCCUCCAUCCAGCCCGGACGUUGGUUCUGAAAAGACUGUUUCUUCCGAUUCUAGUCCAUUCCAAGCGCAGCGAGCGCCUGUUCCCAUUCUUCCUAAACCAGAGGGAACUGGGACUCUAUUGCAGUCAGCCUCUGCCGACCCAAAGUCUCUCCGCCUGGAUACCACAAUCGCCGCAUCAAAUUCCCAUAAAUACGUCGGAAAUCGAAAUUACAUUGACCUUGCACGUCUGCAAGCACUCUACGAGGUGCAUCGCAGCUCUUUCUGGUCAAUGAUCGCCUCAGAGUACUCUCAAGAGUCUAUAUUCUCUGGCCGUCAGCUCGAGGAGGCAUUCUUUGCAAAUCUGCCUUCGACAACCAUCCGUGCAGCAUCCCCUCCGACGCCAGGGCCAAGCCCACAGGAGGGAUCUCCAGAAUUGCCUUAUCGAUAUCUCGGGGCGCCUAUCACGUCCUCAACGAUCAGUCAGGGGUUUCACGCUGUGAACGGGGCUGCACCAAUAUCCACAACCAACAAGUCAGCGAGUAGCUCACCAAGCUCUGCAGAAAGGUGCUCCGUUUCUGCCCUACUGACAGUAGAGAAAGAAGUUCGACCUUCGAAGGAGAUUGCGGAAGCGGCUACUUAA